Molecule: messenger RNA, 3766 nt
Organism: Anguilla anguilla (European eel)
Lineage: Eukaryota; Metazoa; Chordata; Actinopteri; Anguilliformes; Anguillidae
Gene: saal1
Product: serum amyloid A-like 1
Exons: 15
Coding region: 1147-2592 (481 amino acids)
Source: RefSeq, a predicted model, not a curated record
GGGCUCUUCCACUGGGUCGGUGAGCCACAGGCAGGAGUCCUCCACUGGGUCGGUGAAGGGUGGGAGUGGCUCGGCGAGCCACAGGCAGGACUCCUCUCAGCACAGCUACAGCAGGCCUGCAGGCACUGGCGCACAUGCAGGCUACACCAGGAUAUCUGGUUCUGCCGUUGCCCAAUACAGCGCCACCUCCAGACCCAUCUACGUUCAGCCUGCCCCAAGUGGAAGUGCCCGGAGGCACUAUCGAUGUGCAGGGAUGGGAUGCAACCCUACAGGCCACAAGCAAGUCCUGUCCCUACUCUGGAGAAGAUAAAGCGGCAGGUGAACAUGGUCAGCUGUUGUGGAAUGUCUGAAGCCCAUUGACGUCCUUUCAAACUACGCUUCAGUUUUUUUUUUUCUUUUCUUUUUUUUUAAGGCAUUUAGUUUGACGUUUCCUGACUUUGGUAUGGCAUUUUGUACUUGUCAAAUUUUACUGCCAAUAAAAUUAAAUGCACACUAAGUGAUGUCCUAUAGUUACACUGUUGUCUCAGUUCAUACCAGACAGGAGCUCAUGCUCAUUUACAAUUGUGAGUUUAAAGCACAAAAGAUCUGACUUAAAAUAUUUGGUCUUUUAAAAUUAUUUUUUAAAGCGAAGGCCACUGUACUUAUUUACACUCACAUUUGCAGAAUUAAGUCGUCAAAUUCUGGGGACAUUCUUUUUUCCAAAAGGUGCCAACAAACCACAUUUUACACAUACUGCUUAUAAAACAAGACAUACAAGUAAAAUAGAACCAGUAUGCUCAUGCUGAUACAUCAUACUUGUUCACCUAAUUCAACGCUGGCUACCUCCUAUCCUAUAUUACAAAACCAUGCGCACAGAUGGCAGUAUAGGGAUUUGACAAAUCGAAUACACGGAAUUUAAAAUCGAGAGAAUGGAUUUCUUUUUCCAUGCUGUCAUACUGCACCUUUAAAUAUGAAUGUCUAUGGUCCGUAGCAUAGAUAAAACAUAGUGGUCACGUUGAAGGAAGUGGACUUCCGCGCAUGUGCAAUGUGUAAUGGAGGCACGUUCAACUGGAGUUCUUCGACUAUUGCUUUAAUUUAUUUAAACAGAGUACGCCCUCAAGACGUAUUUGAGUUGUGAAAAUACUUUGAUCCAAACGGGCGAUAACUAUGGAGGCCAGUAGUGAUGCUGAGGAGGUGAAAGUGGUGACGGAGAGCAGUUCCCCUGAUUCGGACGGCUACCCUCAUUCCCCCGGGAUGGAUCGAAACCCCUCCCCCCCACCCAGCCAGGGGUCAGAGCCGGAGGUGGAGAGUGAUUCCAUCGGGGAGACUCUGUACAGCAAACACUGGCUCUUCAGCACCCUGACCAGCCUCAUCCAGACUGUGACUGAGCAGGAGGCUGGAGACCCCGAUGCCGAGGUGGACCUGUCUGAGGAGGAAGAGGAGAAACUGUGUAAAAUCUGGGACAUGGCUAUGGACAAGGAUGUGGCUGGCCUACUACAGGAGUUCAAAGCCUCAGAUAUCUUGCUAGGUGCGAUCGCCAAGUCACGAAGUCCAAGGCUCACGGAGAUUUGUGUGGGAAUCUUGGGGAACAUGGCCUGCUUCCCUGAAACGUGUCUGUCCAUCAGCCAGAAUGAGGAUCUGGGGGUGGUGCUGUUGCUUCUCCUGGGGGAUUCAGACCCUCCAACAAUCUUGGAGACAAGCAGAUUGCUGCUGACAUGUCUGGCCCAGUCCAGUGUCGCCCCCAUCUGGUUGGAAAGGGUACAGCAGCAAGCGUCGGUGUGUCCCAGUCUGUGUUUCAUCAUGUGCAGCUCCACUAACGUGGAUCUGCUGGUGAAGGUGGGGGAGCUGGUGCACAAGCUGUUUGACCUGGAUGAGGAGCUGAUGAAGAGCUGGGUCUCUGCACGCCCCAGCGAGGCGGAUACCGGCAGCCAGCUGCACAUCGCCCCCUCUCUGCUGGAGGCUGCCAAACAAGUCAGGCUGGAGAGUACUGAAGGUCUGGAGGUGUACCUGCAUGUUCUUCAGCUACUCACAACUGUGGAUGAGGGAGUGCAGGCUUUGGUGGAGCUGGCUGGUACUGGCGAGGAGGUGUGGGCAGCGCUGUGCGAGGUGGUGUGCGAGGAUCUGUGCCAGCCAGACGACCCCCCCGUCGUCCUGCAGGAGCAGAAGGGGCGUCUCGCCCCCGCCCUGGCCGUGCUCUCCACCCUGUCUGCCUGCCCGGACCAGGAGUACAGCCAAACCCACCGCAAUCUGCCUCUGCUUGGGACCCUGCUGCGAGUGCUGCAGUUCCUUAGUGAGUGCCAGCAGAGGGCGAGAGAGGGCCAGGGUGAGGCGAGCUCGGGAAACGGAUUGAAAGAGGAAAAUGACGAGCAGAUGUUGGCCUUGAGGGAGACGACUGUGGAGUUCCUGGCCAGUAUGCUCACAGACAUGACCAAGGAUGCCAUGUCCGAGUUGCUGAAGAAGGGGCAUCUCAGUGAACAAACCUGCCUCGCUGCAGCUGGGAGUUUAUUGCCUGAUCACAGAUCUGAGGUGCAGCACAUGGCGGCCUUGCUGUCGGAAGCUCAGUCCAGUCUAGCAGACGCGCUGAGACGGAACUUUCCGGACCUGAGCUCCUGAGGGUGGCGGGGUAGCCCCGGUCUCUCCCCUCCCAGCAAGGAGGGGCACUCUGGGGCCCCUGCGCGAUCCGCAGACAUCUCCCGGACCCCCUGGCAUCUCCGUGGGCAUCUCAAUGGCCAGCCCUAAAGGGCGUGGCAGUACCUAGGUGGAAAGCACCCCCCAGAAAAAGCACCCCCCCGCCCACCGUUUAUCCCGCAGAUACGCCCCCCCCCCGAAUUUCUCUUAACUCCCCUCAUCCUGCAGAUCAGGUGACCUGUGCGGUGAGGUGCGGAGAACAGCCCGUUCCCAACUGCGUCCCGAAUCUUCAGUCCUCCGCAAUCCCAAGCCAAGGGCAAAAACCUGAGGCACAGGCGGAUUGCAUUCUGGGAGUUCAGUGCGCAUGCAGACGCACGCAUGCGCGGACACACGGACCACACGGACCUGCUCACACACACACACACACGCGCAUACUCACUGUAACAUACCGCAGAAUGCUCCUUUCGAUUAAUGGAGUUCUUUGCGAGUCGAUUGGUCAAAAGGGGACAAUGGAAGUCUAUCCCACCGGUCGAAGUCUCAGACUUUGGGGUCCCCGCUCCCAUUUUCUACGUACUGCUGUCAACGUUUAAGAUCAGCGGACGGUUGAACUGGUAGUCGUUUCCCCUCUUGGAUUUUAGUCUGGAAGUUGGCCUGUCCGUUUCACCCCCAAUGGGCAAACAACCAGUGCUAAUAGCCGUCCACCACAGCUCACCACGGUCCCCAGUACUGGAGACCCAUUGCAUUUGCUGGCUUAGGUUUCUAGGUUUCCUUCUAUGAUCCGGGGUCUGGUUCCCUCCCAAGCUGGACUACAGUUAAAGAUUUUCACAAACCUGCGCAGUCCGCAGCUGCAGACUGUGGCUUUAUCAUAAACGUCAGUUAAACGAAACGACUGGGCUGGCAUGAAAUCCCGAAACGGAUCGGCCCUUGCUCGCCCCACUCGGCGUCGCACCUUCCAUGGUGAAACUGAGCCGGUUCCCAGGCUGGCCUUUCUCCUGUUUGUUGAAGUUGUUCCUUGUAGGAUUGCCAAAAGAACACAUUUGUCUGCAGUGUGUGUAUACAAAAUGUAUUGGCCUUGCUAACAAAGCCUUUUUUUUUGUUGUUUUAUUUUUUUUUUUUUUAGAGACCGUGUCUUGUGUGUAAUUAAAAGUUUCAUAGUGUU